Messenger RNA from Meleagris gallopavo (turkey), 2792 nucleotides. The record is from RefSeq and is a predicted model, not a curated record. NCBI's taxonomy places the organism in Eukaryota, Metazoa, Chordata, Aves, Galliformes, Phasianidae.
AUGGGUGAACAGGCACUUUCCCCUGUGGUGCCGGUGACAAGGGCCCCCCAGGGAGAGAAGAACAGCAGGAGGGCUUUUGAUGAGAAGGCUUAUCUGUCCUCAAAGCUGCUGAAGGCUGGAGAAGACCCCUACCGCCAGCAUGCUUUUAAUCAGCUAGAGAGUGACAAACUCAGCAGCGACCGGCCCAUACGGGACACCAGGCACUACAGGUGCACCUCUGUACGCUAUGAUGCAGACCUGCCAGCUACCAGCCUCAUCAUCACCUUCCACAAUGAGGCCCGCUCUGCACUGCUCCGCACGGUGAAGAGUGUCCUGAACCGCACCCCUCCCAACCUCAUCCAGGAAAUUAUUUUGGUAGAUGACUUCAGCUCAGAUCCUGAGGACUGUCAGCUCCUUACCAAGAUCCCCAAGGUCAAGUGUCUACGAAACAUCCGUCGAGAAGGGCUGAUUCGUUCUCGGGUGCGAGGAGCUGAAGUGGCCACUGCUGACAUCCUCACCUUCUUAGACAGUCACUGUGAAGUCAACAGUGAGUGGCUGCAGCCCAUGCUUCAGAGAGUGAAAGAGGAUUAUACCCGAGUGGUGAGUCCAAUCAUUGAUGUUAUCAGCCUGGAUAACUUUGCCUACCUGGCAGCAUCAGCAGAUCUGAGGGGAGGAUUUGAUUGGAGCCUUCACUUUAAGUGGGAGCAGAUUCCUAUAGAGCAGAAGAUGUCCAGAACAGACCCAACUCAGUCUAUAAGAACCCCUGUCAUAGCAGGAGGCAUCUUUGUGAUUAACAAAUCCUGGUUUAACCACCUGGGAAAAUAUGAUACUCAAAUGGACAUCUGGGGAGGAGAAAAUUUUGAGCUCUCUUUCCGAGUGUGGAUGUGUGGUGGCAGCUUGGAGAUUGUUCCCUGCAGUCGCGUGGGACAUGUGUUCAGGAAACGCCAUCCCUAUGACUUCCCUGAAGGCAAUGCACUAACUUACAUCAAGAACACUAAGCGCACAGCGGAGGUGUGGAUGGAUGAAUACAAGCAGUAUUACUAUGAAGCCCGGCCAUCAGCCAUUGGCAAGUCAUAUGGAAGUAUUGCAGACCGAGUGGAGCAGCGCCGCAAACUGAACUGUAAAUCCUUCCAGUGGUAUCUGGAGAAGGUUUAUCCUGAGCUGAAGGUUCCUGAGAAAGACUUGAUUCCAGGAAUAAUUAGACAAGGAGGAAACUGUCUGGAGUCUUGGGCACAGGAUACCACAGGGAAUACGUUGGCUGGCAUCGGAAACUGUAAAGGGACAGUGAACAAUCCACCCGUCACUCAGGAGUGGGCAUUCAGUGACCCUCUAAUUAGACAGCAGGACAAGUGUCUUUCCAUUACUUCCUUUUCUACCGGCUCUCAAAUCACACUGGAAGCCUGCAAUCAAAAAGAUGGCAGACAGAAGUGGAAGAUGAAAGGCAGUUUCAUUCAACACUUUGUCAGCGGUCUCUGCCUGGAAAACCAGACUGGGAGAGUGGUGACCAACCCUUGCCAAGCAGAUGUACCCGGCCAACAGUGGGAGCUGCUGCAAGCAACAUGAUGGUAGCACAGAGAUCUCCUUGUUUCUUUGUGCAUGAGACUUUGGGAACAAAGAGGAAUGGUUUUGUUUGUCUGACACUAAAUGUUUUCAUUGUGCCCAUCAGCAAGCCACCAUUUCAGCUGAGCACUUGGUGUUUUUGAGCUUUCAGAGAAGAAGCUGUGGGUGAGAGCGGAAUGAGGAGAGUUGUUGAAAUCAGCCAUCUGUUGUUUUAAGUUCUCCUUUGCAGCUGAUGUCCAUACACAACAGCACCCAGAGAGGGGAGAGCACCUAGCCUCUAAUACUCCAAGCGACCAGAACUACCUUGCAGCUCUCCCCCUUUCCAGUCCUUUCUCUGCAUCCAGACUCCAUGACCCUCAGUGCAACAGCUUGGACAAUGCUUGUACAAACAUGGGUAGCUCUUUGUCUUCCCUAGCAUUUCACUUUAAUGUCAUGCAUCAUUCAUGCAUGUGUGCUGGUGUGCUGCAGUGAAGACUGGCCCGAAGAUAAGCCAAUGUGAUAAGCGGAGGUGCGGGGCCUGAGGGAGGUUUGUAACAUGUCAGUGGGAGGCCCGCACCUUCCUCUACCAUUAGCAGCUGCCCUUCAGCCAGAUGGACUGAGCUUGGGAAAUGGGAUAUAAGGCUGACCAACCAGGUGGAAAAGGGCCAGCUUGUUUUAGCAGCAUAACCAGGGAUUCUGGAGGGCACUAUUCCCUGCUGAAUUCCUGCUUCCAGUUUUCUAUGGGUGGUAGACCAGCCCUGCCUCUCUGAGCCCAGCAGGACCUGGGUUUGGGGCACCAUGCUCCUGGGGAGCUGCCCCUUGGUGGUCAGUGUGUACUGGUGCUCUGGGAUACUAGGCAAGCCAGGGCUGUUCGCUGACUGCUUUUUCUGCCCACAGUACCUCACACCAAAGGCAGUGUGUAGUCCUUGUGGGAAUGAUCCAGUAUGACAAGCCAUCCAGCCCCUUUGUCUGCUUGCUUUUUCCCCUCUAUCUGAAAGAGGAGCUGAAAAGACCCAGAGCUGAUCCACUUGCAAGGCCUGGCUUCCCUUCCAGGAGGUACCCUGGGGGAGUUGGUUGGUGAAGCUGAAACUGCUCCAGCACAAAUACUGCCACAGUAUAAGUCUGCCCUGUGAAGUGUCUCCUCUGUAUGCUGUAAAUACUGAUGGCAGUGGUGUCUCUAGCUCGCAUCCCAGCCCUGUUCCCAGUUACCACUCAGCUGGGAUGCCUAUCAAUGCAAAGAAAGGGACACAAAUAAAUAAAUCUCCACAACAUUG